Messenger RNA from Sander lucioperca (pikeperch), 1915 nucleotides. Its product is annotated as nuclear factor 7, ovary-like. The transcript is spliced from 2 exons. Gene Ontology annotation, molecular function: protein binding; zinc ion binding. Lineage: Eukaryota; Metazoa; Chordata; Actinopteri; Perciformes; Percidae. The coding region runs from base 164 to 1795 and encodes 543 amino acids. The record is from RefSeq and is a predicted model, not a curated record.
GUUCGGCUUCACUUCACUUAAAAUGAAACUGAAAGUUUGUCAGAGUGACUGCCGAGCUGAAGUCGAGAUCAGUCUCUCUGUUUCUCUCUAAAGAAAGACUCGAGAGUACGUCAGAUCUUUUUCCGCAGCAUAGAAGUGUCUCUGACAAACACUGUGUGUAGAUAUGGCUGAAGCCAGUUGUCAACUGUCUGAAGAUCAGUUUCUGUGCUCCAUCUGUGUGGAUGUGUUCACUGAUCCUGUCACCACAUCAUGUGGACACAACUUCUGCAGAAACUGCAUCACUGAACACUGGAAUACUAAUGACCAGUACCUGUGUCCGAUGUGUAAAACGGUUUUCAACACAAAACCUGAGCUGCACAUCAACACUUUCAUCUCUGAGAUGGUUGCUCAGUUCAGACAGUCAGCUCAACAGAAAGCCAGCAGCAGCAGCUCAGAGCAACAAGUGUCCAAACCAGGAGAAGUUCCCUGUGACGUCUGCACUGGAACCAAACUGAAGGCCCUCAAGUCCUGUCUGGUGUGUCUGGUCUCCUACUGUGAGACUCACCUGGAGUCUCAUCUGACCAUGUCAGGCCUGAAAAGACAUCAGUUGAUCGACCCUGUGGAGAACCUGGAAGACAGGAUGUGUAUGAAGCACGAUAAACCUCUGGAGCUGUUCUGUAAGACCGACCAGACAUGUGUCUGCAUGCUCUGCACUGUUUUAGACCACAAGAUGCAUGAUGUUGUUCCUCUGAAAGAAGGAUAUGAAGAAAAGAAGGUAGAGCUGGGUAAGACAGAGGCUGAAAUUCAGCAGAUGAUCCAGAAGAGACGACUGAAGAUUCAGGAGAUCAAACACUCAGUCGACCUCAGUGAGGAAGAUGCAGACAGAGAGAUAGCAGAAGGUGUUCAGGUCUUCACUUCUCUGAUGGAGUCUGUUGAGAGAGGCCUGAAUGAGCUCAUCAACACAAUAAAGGAAAAGCAAAGAACACAGGAGAUAUGGGCCGAACAUUUAAUUCAAGAGCUGAAACAGGAAAUCUCUGACCUGACCAAGAGAAGCACUGAGGUGGAGCAGCUCUCACGCUCUGAAGACCACCUCCACCUUCUCCAAAGCUUCCAGUCCAUGAAAGCUGCUCCACCCACCAAGGACUGGACAGAGGUCAGCGUCCGUCCAUCAUCAUAUGAAGGGACUGUGGUGAGAGCUGUGGCUCAGCUGGAGGAGACACUCAGUAAAGAGAUGAAGAAGUUGGUUGAGUCUGAGCUGAAGAGGGUCCAGCAGUAUGCAGUGGAUGUGACUCUUGAUCGUGAUACAGCACAUCCUGAACUCAUCCUGUCUGAUGAUGGGAAACAAGUGUAUCAUGGUGAUGUAAAGAAGAAUCUCCCAGACAACCCAGAGAGAUUUUCUAACAGUCUUUGUGUCUUGGGAAAGCAGAGUUUCCCUUCAGGCAGAUUUUACUAUGAGCUUCAGGUAAAAGGAAAAACCGAAUGGGAUUUUGGAGUGGCCAGAGAGUUGAACAAUAGGAAGGGACUGAUCACACUGAGCCCUGAGGAUGGUUACUGGACUAUAUGGUUGAGGAAUGGAAAUGAAUACGAAGCUCUUGAUGAUUAUGUUGUCCGUCUCUCUCUGAAGUCUCCUCCUCAGAAGGUGGGGGUGUUUGUGGAUUAUGAGGAGGGUCUGGUCUCCUUUUAUGACGUAGAUGCUACAACUCUUAUCUACUCCUUUACUGGCUGCUCCUUCACUGAGAAACUCUUCCCAUACUUCAGUCCUGGUCUGAAUGAUGGUGGUAAAAACUCUGCACCUCUGAUCAUCACUCAUUUUUAAAUAAACCCUGACUUUAGUUUCUAAGACUUCACUUGGAUUUGAGCCUGACAAUGUUAAAGGAGCAACAUGUAAAAUAGUUACUGUAUUAAAUAGUCCUUUUCUGACACUAAUGCUAAAGUC